Molecule: messenger RNA, 756 nt
Organism: Peronospora belbahrii
Lineage: Eukaryota; Oomycota; Peronosporomycetes; Peronosporales; Peronosporaceae
Source: the annotation of a GenBank genome assembly
AUGGAUGCACAACAGCAGCAUUUGACUAUACAAGGUAUUUACCUUUCAGAAGGUCUAGAUAUGCACUCAAUGGAAGAAGUACAGUAUCUUCCAUCUUCUCAUAUUACAAGUAUCGACAUGGCUAGAACAGGACAAGGCGAUAUCUUCCAAGGUGUUAAACUUGAUCCAAAUCCGACGUCUCCAGCGCCUUCAUCCGUGUCUUUAAAGGAUAAAUGGCAACAAAAACGUCACGUGUGUGAAACAUCGGAUUGUGGUAAGAGUUUUGACUCGAAAUGGGCUCUUAUUAGACAUAUUCGUGUACAUACGGGUGAAAAACCAUUUCCUUGUACGUAUCCAUCUUGUGACAAAUCGUUUGCUGAGAAAUCGGCCAUGACACGCCACUUGCAAACACAUUCACGCGACAAGCCAUACAAAUGCACGUAUGUAGAUUGUACAAAGAGCUUUAAGGGCAAGGAUUACUUGGAAUUUCAUCUUAAAAUUCAUGCGGAAGGCAACCCAUACGCGUGUGAUCACCCGACGUGCUCCAAGACCUUUUGUAGUCCCAAGAGUCUAAAGAAACAUAUUCGUUUGUGGCACAAUCCUGGUGGUAAAAGUACAUCGAUGGAGCAACAACUAAGGGAACGCAUCAUUAAGAUGGCUACACGCAAUAAGGACAAGACACGCAAGUUUGAAUCGACUAUUCGAACGCUUUUGGAAGAGAAUGAGUCACUUAAGCGGAGGAUUCAUGAGUUGGAGAGCUGCCAACAGCAAUUCUAA